AUGUUUUCCAGAGGGUCUGGCUCACAGGAACCAUUUUUUACCCGCAGGAAUCAAUCAAAUCUCCCAGUCUCAGACACGCAACCGAACCUUGGGCUUUUGUCUCCACUAAUCGACUCAGUGGAAACUCCUGACUUCCCACAAGGUGUUCUUCCUGGUCCAGAAUCUCACUGGCCCAUUCAGAGUUCUAUCUCGGCUGUGCAAAGUGACUCAACAACAUUUGGACUACCACUUCCCCCACAUCAUUCAACAACGCUGAAUACUAGCACGAGCCAGCCUCACACUCUGCUAGGCUCGAAUUAUCCAACGGGGCCAACAGCCCAGCCUAUCGAGGACUCAACUCCUAUUAAGGAAGAAAUUGAGUCUGAACAUCCACACGGCCUUGGCAUCUCAUCUUAUCCCAUGUCAGUAACACCAGACACUUAUUUUGCUGGCUCAAUGCAACAAAAUCCUCAUCAAUAUGCGUGGACAAACCGGCCCUACCAGCCUCUGCAACCGCCAGCAGGACAAAUGAGCCCACCAUUUCCAUCUUCACAUCCGUCAUAUCCUUCAUCGAGCUAUCCAAUGGGUUAUCCUAAUCAGCCAAACGGGCCGAUGCAUGGAUAUCAACAGCAGGGACAUCAAUUACCGGCGUCUUAUCUCGCAGCACCUGGCAACCCUUCCCGUCACACUCAGCCUCGAAAUCCACCACUCGCCCGUCCCUUCCACCCUCAAUCUGCUUCGGGCACUCCUUCUCAACCCGAGCAGCCUCUCAUGACGUCUCCUCCUCCUUAUAUGAUAAAUCAACCUGCCUACUAUUUCCCUGACGCAUCAGCCAUUCCAUCGCACCCUGCCUCCAUAAGCUCUCAACCACCACCGAUGCCCGCCCCCGAGCCAAUGUACUCUUCGCCAGAAUCAGCUGCCGCCACAGACUCUGAUCAUCCAGUCCGAGUACUCAGCUUGCGCCCGCGACCACAAUGCUGGGACCAUGGCUGUAAUGGCCGUGAGUUCUCAACAUUUAGCAAUCUCCUCCGCCACCAGCGAGAAAAGUCAGGAGUGGUAGCUAAGGCUGAAUGCCCAAUAUGCGGUGCGGUAUUUACACGCACAACAGCACGUAACAUCCAUGUUGCGCAGGGCAAGUGUAAAAGCUCAGGCGGGGAAUCAUCCACGGAGUAG
This is a messenger RNA of Penicillium vulpinum, 1152 nucleotides long. RefSeq lists its product as uncharacterized. The record is from RefSeq and is a predicted model, not a curated record. Lineage: Eukaryota; Fungi; Ascomycota; Eurotiomycetes; Eurotiales; Aspergillaceae. Bases 1 to 1152 code for a protein of 383 amino acids. The transcript has 6 exons.